This is a messenger RNA of Suncus etruscus (white-toothed pygmy shrew), 948 nucleotides long. Its product is annotated as olfactory receptor 10K1. The record is from RefSeq and is a predicted model, not a curated record. Gene Ontology annotation, molecular function: olfactory receptor activity; G protein-coupled receptor activity. The coding region runs from base 1 to 948 and encodes 315 amino acids. The transcript has a single exon. NCBI's taxonomy places the organism in Eukaryota, Metazoa, Chordata, Mammalia, Eulipotyphla, Soricidae. Gene Ontology annotation, cellular component: membrane. Gene Ontology annotation, biological process: G protein-coupled receptor signaling pathway.
AUGGAGCAGAUCAAUGAGACUGUUGUGACAAAGUUUGUUUUCCUUGGCUUCUCCUCUCUGGCUGGAUUGCAGAGGGUUCUCUUCUUGGUUUUCCUGCUCCUCUACCUGUUCACACUGGGCACCAAUGCCAUCAUCAUUUCCACCAUUGGGUUGGACAGAGCCCUCCAUACCCCCAUGUACUUCUUCCUGGCCAUUCUCUCCUGCUCUGAAACUUGCUACACCUUUGUCAUUGUGCCCAAGAUGCUGGUUGACCUGCUGUCCCAGAAAAAGACCAUCUCUUUCUUGGGCUGUGCCAUCCAGAUGUUCACCUUCCUCUUCCUCGGUUGCUCCCACUCAUUUCUUCUGGCAGCCAUGGGCUAUGACCGCUAUGUGGCUAUUUGCAAUCCUCUGCGCUAUACUGUGAUUAUGGGGCCCAAGGAGUGUGGGGGACUGGUGGCCUCUGCCUGUGCUUGUGGAUUCACGGUUGCACUGGUGACCACCUCCCUGGUGUUUCACCUCCCUUUCCACUCUUCCAACCAGCUCCAUCACUUUUUCUGUGACAUUUCACCUGUGCUCAAGUUGGCUUCUCACCAUACCAACCUUAAUCAAAUGGUCAUCUUUGUGCUUGGUGUAUUUGUCUUGGUCAUUCCACUGCUGUUAAUCCUAGUCUCCUACACCCAUAUCAUCUCUGCCAUUCUGAAGAUACCAUCUUCAGUGGGAAGGCACAAGGCCUUCUCAACCUGUGGUUCCCAUCUCAUUGUAGUCACCAUUCAUUAUGGCUGUGCUUCUUUUAUCUACUUACGGCCCAAGUCUAGCUACUCUUCAAGUCAGGACAGUCUGAUAUCUGUGUCUUAUACUAUCCUCACUCCAUUAUUCAAUCCAAUGAUUUAUAGUCUGAGAAAUAAGGAGUUUAAAGCAGCCCUCCGAAGGACAAUUGGCCAAAUUUCAUUGCCUUCAAUAAAGAGAUAA